Cetraspora pellucida is the source of this 753-nucleotide messenger RNA. NCBI's taxonomy places the organism in Eukaryota, Fungi, Glomeromycota, Glomeromycetes, Diversisporales, Gigasporaceae. The record is from the annotation of a GenBank genome assembly.
AUGCCUUUAUUAAGCAAAAUAAAAAAUAUACUUUGUUGUUCCUACAAGGUUUCUGAAAAACCCUUAGUAAAUAAUUCUUCGUCAAACUAUCAACAACAUGUCAUUGUAAAGUCCGUAUUAAGAAAAAGAAGAAACGCUUCGGUGUCGACCACCGAACCGAGAAGAAGAUAUAACAUAUUAUUAUUUGGCGAUAGUUUAACUGCUGGAUGGGUAAAAAAUGCCGAUGGCUAUGGUACUUAUCAUCCUUACGGACUGAAGGUUCAGAAAAGAUUCGAAGAUGAAGGUUUAGAUGUAGAAGUUACUGUUAGUGGUGUUCCCGGUGAAUGCGUUGUCCAAUCUAUGGAAGAAAGGUUAAAGCAUGAACUGGAACAACCUGGUAAAUGGUAUGACUGGGUUGUCAUUCUAGGAGGAACAAAUGAUGUGAUCAAUGGGUAUUCUGCAUGGGAUAUCUUUGAUGGUCUAAAAAAAUUAUAUACAUUAUGUUCAAAACACGGUGCCAGAGUAUUGGGAGUAACGAUUCCUGAAUUUGAUUGGGAUCUUGUAAAUCACCUUGAUUAUCAGCGCCGUAUAGUAAAUGAACACCUAAACGUGUACAACAACAGCACCACAAGGAAUGCAUAUACACUCUUCCUCCUUGACAAAUUCUUCCCUAUGCAUUCUUUAACAACAGAACAGCGUAGAAUCUUUUGGGAUCAUGACGGUGUUCAUCCUACAGAGGAUGGUUAUAGUUUAAUGGGUGAUAUGGUAUAUUGA